AUGGCGCACUCAAAGCGCAACACCUCGCUCCCCCACUUCACCUCCUACGAAAGAAGCCUCCUCCGCAAUUCAUGGGGCACAAAGCGCAGCGUGAUCGGUCGCGACUCGUUCCUCCCAUUCGCCUCCUGCAAACUAUGCCUGCAACCCGCGCGCUUGCCCGUCGUCUCCUGCCCGACGAACGGCGACCUCUUCUGUCGCGAAUGCGCCAUCAACGACCUCGUCGAACAGCGGCAGGAAAUCAAGCGCCUCGAGCGCGAGCGAGACGAGGCGAAGAAGCGCCUUGCGGAAGAAGAGGAGCGGACGCUGGAGGAAGCAAGACAGAAGGAUUUACAUGAGUUCGAGCUUAUUUCGAUGGGGCUAGAGGCUGUGGUGAAGGGGGAUGGGAAGAAGCGGAAAGCGGAGGAUGAGGCUGCGCUGGCGAGGUUUAAGGCAAGGGAGAUUGAGGUUGGUGGGGAGAGGAAGAAGGUUUUUGAGAUGAGUGAGAAAGAGAUGGCGGAUGUUGUGAGGAGUGAGAAGGAGAGGUUGAAGGAGGACUUGAAGGAGAAGAAGUUUAAGGACAGCAAGUCCGAGUUACCGUCUUUCUGGGUCCCGUCUCUUACGCCUGGUACCGACCCCAACGAAAUUGCUGCGAAUAUGGAGAUCAAAUUGGCGCCUAUUUGCCCCGGGUCAUCGGAGACGCACCGACAUGAGUAUUCCCUCAAGACGCUGGUUGAGGUGCAUUUUACGGAAGAGAAGACGGCGGAUGGAACAGUUUCGAGAGUUUGUCCCAGCUGCAAGAAGAACCUCAGCAAUGGACUGAAGGCAAUGCUCACGAAACCCUGCGGCCAUGUUAUUUGCCAACCAUGUGUCACCAAGUUCAUGACACCUCACGACGUGAUGGACCCCCACGCCACUAGAGAAGAACAAGCUAAGCACGGGCUGGUCCUGUGCUAUGUUUGCGAGACAGAUAUUACGCCUCGCGGGCCGGGCGCUGAGAAGGCUGAUGCGGAUGACGGCGAGGAUAGGAAGUCCAAGAAGAAGAAGAAGAAGGAGAAGACCGCCACUCGACCGGGACUGGUCGAGAUUAACUCGGAGGGUACUGGAUUUGCUGGCGGUGGUGGAAAUGUGGCUACAAAGGCUGGCGUGGCCUUCCAGUGCUAA
Molecule: messenger RNA, 1140 nt
Organism: Penicillium argentinense
Lineage: Eukaryota; Fungi; Ascomycota; Eurotiomycetes; Eurotiales; Aspergillaceae
Product: putative RING finger domain protein
Exons: 3
Coding region: 1-1140 (379 amino acids)
Cellular component (GO): nucleus
Molecular function (GO): ubiquitin protein ligase activity
Source: RefSeq, a predicted model, not a curated record